Messenger RNA from Lathyrus oleraceus (garden pea), 1475 nucleotides. RefSeq lists its product as uncharacterized. Lineage: Eukaryota; Viridiplantae; Streptophyta; Magnoliopsida; Fabales; Fabaceae. The coding region runs from base 123 to 1217 and encodes 364 amino acids. The record is from RefSeq and is a predicted model, not a curated record. The transcript is spliced from 3 exons.
GAAAAAUUCCAACCUAUUUUUAUUUCUAUAGUUAUCCCUAUAUUAAUACAUGUACUACUACUACAACACUAGUAUAUGUGAGGGAGAGAGUCACUGCAACUAGCUAUCAUCCAAAGAACGAAAUGGGGUGUGCAUCUUCCAAAGGUAUCGACGGCACGGCAGUCGCCGUAUACCAGCCACCACCGACGAGCUUCGCCGUGUUCGACAUAAACUCCAUCGAAGAACCAUGGCUCAAACACCUCAACGACAACACCAACACCAUGUCACAAGAAAACAAACCCGCUCUCCCUCAACCUAUUCUCCACAUCCUCGACGCUACCGAGAAAUCUCCUCAAUCAUGGGAAGAUGUCAGCAAAACACUCCAACACCUCAAACCAAUUGUCCAACAAGAGAAAGAGAAACCUCCUCAGACACCACCACCACCGUCUCCUCUGUUGUCACAACCACCACCUCCACGCAAGGUUGCUUCCUUCCGAACACUCGAAGAACUAGAUGCGAAACAAAGCCCGAAGAAUAACAACACCAACGAGUCACAAGCUCAAUCCACUACGGAUGGUGAUCGAUUGAGAACAAUAAAACCUACGUUGUCUUCGAAGCUGAAGAACAACAUAUUCAUACAGAAAGACAUGUUAGAGAAACAAAAAGAAGAGAGAGAAUCGAAUUUCGAACGGUUAAGGAGGGACCCACUGAGUAACUACCCGGAGAAAGUUCCACCGAAAGGAAACGACGCCGUGGUGAUAUACACGACGUCGUUAAGAGGAGUUAGAAAAACUUUCGAUAACUGCAACAAAGCGAGGGACUUGUUAGAGAAUCACAGGGUGAUAUUCGACGAGCGUGACGUGGCACUUCACGGAGAGUUUUUGAAGGAAGUGAAAGAGUUGUUGUUAACGGAGGAAGAGUCCGGGGUUGGGGUGGUUUUGCCGCGGGUGUUUGUGAAAGGGAGAUAUUUGGGUGGUUUGGAUGAGUUGACGGAGUUAAAUGAAACGGGGAGACUUGGGAGGAUAUUGAAUGCGACGCGUGUGGAGAGAGGUGUUGGGAGACAAGGUUGUGGGGGGUGUGGUGGGGCUAGGUUUGUUCCUUGUUUGGAUUGUGGUGGAAGCUGUAAGCUGGUGAUUAGUGGGGUUGAAAUAAGUGAUUCGACACUGCGGAGGUGUCCUAAGUGUAAUGAGAAUGGAAUUGAUGACAAAAUGUCUAGAAGAGACAUUAUCACGAUAUAGAAGAGUUGGGUGAAUGAAAUUAACUUUAAGGUCUUGCAAAAGACACAUGGGGCAACCUUAAUUCAAGAAUGCUUUGAGUUAAAGAGUUGUAGUGGCUGGAAAAAAACCUCGUGUUAUGGAAAGGUUGAGGUAUCUUAGGACCAGAAUUGCAACUUGAUGAUGAAGGUUUGUGUGGUUACUUAUAUAUGUGUUGGUUUAAUUGUUGGACAACAUAACAAAUGUUUGAUUUUCUAUUGAUAAGGUAUACGAGUUGGCAAA